Molecule: messenger RNA, 1007 nt
Organism: Moneuplotes crassus
Lineage: Eukaryota; Ciliophora; Spirotrichea; Euplotida; Euplotidae
Source: the annotation of a GenBank genome assembly
UAAAGAAGGCAGGCAUUCAGAUUUUGGGUGUCAAGCGAGGCUUUGUUGCGAUGAGGAGCUGGUGGUAGAUAAUAGGUUUAGAGUUACUUUAAAAAAGAAGCUUCCUAAAAAAUACAAAGAAGAAAUCUGAGACAGGAUAAAAAGAUCAAUGCCCCAAAAAUUCCCAAAUAAAUAACCUACAAAGUAUUUAUCUUCUAACUCCUAGUCAAGCAUAAGAGAAACAGUAGUGUAUGAAUCCCUGCUGUCUUCGGUGCAAUCAAUGAAUACCUAAGUUCUUAAUGCCAAGAUUGAUUCUUCUUCAGAGACUUCCAUGGCACAAGCAUCACCUCCCAAGGUGACUAUUAGGUUUCCUUCUCCUAAGUAUCAAAGUCCAGUCCAAAUACCUCAGCAGCCGGUCGUGGCCAAGCCACAAGAAGACAGCCCUUCUUCAAUAAAACAUCACACAACACUAUCUACCAUGACUCUCCAACUACCCAAGAUCAACAGAAACUCACGAGUUCCUCUCCACAACAGGUACCCUCCUUCUCACUGUCAGGAACCACUUCCGAUCCCAAAGAGAUCACUCCACUUACAAUUUCCCACACAAAAAGCGCCCCAGCCAGCUUCAGGCCAAGCCAAAGUACUCCCUUUCCAGUAGAUUUCAUGAGGAAAUAAAGGAGAGUACACAUACGGAAAGGAUUAAUAUGAGGGAUCUUCUUGAAAAAGAUGAAAAGAGUAUAAAGAAUACUUUUUACAGAAAGAAACGAUAUGAGUAUCUGAAGAAGCAGUAAGAAAAUUAGUGACUCUUAGGAAAAGAAGUGUAGUAAAAGAAGGAAGUUUGAAAGGUAGAUUUACUUAUUCAUUAACCCAGAUUCUCAAGCUAGUAUUUCAAGUAAGCCUAAAAAAUCUCAGAAACGCAAGAAAUAUAAGAUGCAUUUUAAGAGGUUCAGUAUUCCUGGACCAUCAGCAUUAGGAAAGUAUGCACAGGAAUUUCUUGGCGAAAAGUAUCCUAAACAACCAAAUAAGUA